Molecule: messenger RNA, 2359 nt
Organism: Hevea brasiliensis (rubber tree)
Lineage: Eukaryota; Viridiplantae; Streptophyta; Magnoliopsida; Malpighiales; Euphorbiaceae
Exons: 18
Coding region: 352-2208 (618 amino acids)
Source: RefSeq, a predicted model, not a curated record
AUUGGGCAGAGCCAAAGAAGAAAGCAAAAAUUAGGUUCGUUCUGAAACCCGGGUAAAGGUCAGAGGUUCAUCUGAUUAGUACUGUCCGCGAGAGCUCCAUAUUUAAGUCACAAGUAGGUGAAUUUUAGCUUGUGGCCCGCGGAUGCUAAGUUACCGGUUACCAUUUUUAUCGGUUACCUUUCAACUUCUUUUGUUUUCACAUAUAAUAGGAACGAAACAGCAUAAAUUUCGGAUUUCAGAGGAUAGCUUUGGUUGUUAACGUGUCUAGUUCUGUAACACAUACAGUUAUGGAGUAAUUAAGUUGAACAGAGGGAAAGAGGGAAAAGCAGCUGUUUUUCGUUUUGGUUCGAUAUGGGGGGAAUGUCUCAGCUUGGACAUUGUAAUGGGGUUUUUCAGUACCCAAAAAUGAGCCCACUGCUUCAGAUAAGAAAGGAGAGAACUCAAAGGAAAAUAUCCUUGCAAGGACAAGCUGUUCCCUCUAGAACCCAGAGGAUAAUGGAAAGCAUUUCAGUAAGUGGUGAAGUUGGUGGUGCUGGUGGGGCAUACUCUUAUAAUGCCCUAAAGAGAUUGGACAAUAUCUGGUCUAGCAUCUGUUCUACUCAAGCAGUUUCCCAAGAACCACAAGAAGUAGUUUCAAGUGUUCCACAUGUGUCCAGUCAUUCUGAUCUGACUGACAAAGCAGGAGACAGAUUUGAUGUGGUAGUUUGUGGAGGCACUUUGGGGAUCUUCAUUGCCACAGCAUUGAGUGCCAAAGGUCUUCAAGUAGGCAUUGUGGAAAGAAAUAUACUAAAAGGGAGGGAACAAGAAUGGAAUAUCUCGAAGAAAGAGCUCUUGGAGCUGGUAGAAGUUGGAAUUCUCACAGAGGAUGACAUUGAACAAGCUACAGCAGUGAAGUUUAAUCCUGACAACAUCCAAGUGCCAACGCUGCCUUUGUGUCAUCUCAUUGGUUAUGACGUCCUCAAACUUAUUUCUUUUGGAAUUUCGUUAACUGUGCAGAACAGAUGUGGAUUUGAGGAUAAAGGCGAAAUCUGGGUUGAAGACAUUCUUAAUCUGGGUGUUUUGCCUGUAAAGCUCAUAGAGGCUAUGAAGAAACGCUUUAUUUCUCUUGGUGGAGUAAUCUUAGAAGGCUACAGUGUGUCCAGCAUCCGUGUAUAUGAGGAUGCAGCAGUCUUGCAGCUAGUGGAGGGAAAUACCCUGUCAUCCCGUCUUAUCGUUGAUGCAAUGGGGAACUUUUCACCUGUUGUCAAGCAGAUAAGAAGAGGAAGGAAGCCUGAUGGUGUUUGCCUCGUUGUUGGGUCUUGUGCUCGUGGUUUUAAGGAUAAUUCUACAAGUGAUGUCAUAUAUAGUAGUUCAUCUGUUAAGAAAAUUGGAGACUCGGAAGUACAAUAUUUUUGGGAGGCAUUUCCAGCUGGCUCUGGUCCUACAGAUCGUACUACAUAUAUGUUCACCUAUGUUAAUCCGCAACCUGGAUCUCCCAAAUUGGAAGAAUUAUUAGAAGACUAUUGGGAUUUGAUGCCUAAAUAUCAGGGAGUCUCCCUUGACAAUCUGGAGAUUCUGAGAGUUAUAUAUGGAAUUUUCCCUACAUAUCGUGACAGUCCAUUGCCAGCAGCAUUCAAUCGUAUCUUACAGUUUGGUGAUGCUAGCGGCAUACAGUCACCUGUGUCAUUUGGUGGUUUUGGGAGCUUGACAAGGCAUCUUGGGAGAUUAUCAACUGGAAUAUAUGAAGCGAUCAAUGGUGAUUUUCUUGAUGCAGACAGCUUGUCUCUACUAAAUCCAUACAUGCCCAAUUUAAGUGCUUCCUGGCUAUUUCAAAAAGCUAUGUCAGCAAAGCAAAACUCUAAUGUUUCUCCAGAAUUUAUUAAUGAGCUUCUUCAUGUCAAUUUCCAGAGCAUGCAGAAGCUGGGCGAUCCAGUUCUAAGACCAUUCCUUCAGGAUGUUAUACAGUUAGAGCCCCUUGCCAAGACAUUAGGCCUUGUUAUGCUAACUAAACCUCAAAUUAUCCCAUCAAUAUUCAAGCAGGUUGGUAUUCCUGUACUUCUGGACUGGUCUGGCCAUUUUUUCAUGCUCAGUUACUAUACUUUUCUCUCUAGCUUUGCCGACCCUGUAAUCAGACCAUUAUUAAAUGUGUUUCCAUCGAAGAUUAAGUUUGAGUGGAAACGGCAUCUUGAGGCUUGGAAAUAUGGAUCUGGUUUAGAUUACAAGCUAUGAGGAUUCAUUGAAGGAUCUUAGAUUGAACUAAUGGAGAAUGUAUAUCUAAUAGUGCCCAGUUUCAUGAACUGGUAAAUCAGAACUAAUAUGUUCAUCUCAGGUUUUGUAGCUAUUUUUGGAUCCUAUUUGAAAAUCAAUGGAACAUUCUGUA